Messenger RNA from Echinostoma caproni, 723 nucleotides. Lineage: Eukaryota; Metazoa; Platyhelminthes; Trematoda; Plagiorchiida; Echinostomatidae. The record is from the annotation of a GenBank genome assembly.
AUGGCUUUGAACAAAUAUAUGCAUCCGCGUAAUCCAUAUCGCCAUCGUAGGCCAAACUUCAAGCAGCUAGCUAAGAAGUACCCUUUCUUUGAGGAAGUCGCCUAUGUGGAUGAAAACGAUCGCGUGAACAUCGAUUUCAAGAAGCCGUUGCAUCUUGCUGCUCUUUCCAAAGCAUUGCUACUUGAUGAUUUUGGAAUUAAGGUGGAACUCCCACUUGAUCGCUUAGUUCCGACCAUUCCACUCCGCCUAAACUAUAUCCUCUGGCUUGAGGAUUUUAUCAAGAGUUUCUCGAAUCCUGCAUCCAAUGUUCGUAUUUUGGAUGUUGGAGUUGGUGCUUCUUGUAUCUAUCCGUUGUUAGGAGCCAAAAAGAAUAACUGGAGUUUCAUCGGUACGGAAACUGAUCAGAGAAAUUUCACCUUUGCUCGGGAGAAUGUAAUUCGAAACGGUUUGCAAGACUUAAUAAAACGUACGUUUUCAAGCUUUUUUGUGUCACUUAAUCGCGGACUAGAACCAGUCCCGAUCGGAAGGAGAACUACUAAAUGGUUGCUUCUGUGUACGCGAAUGUGCACUCACACCAGGAGAAAAGGCAAAAUUAAGCCAGGUGAUUGCCGAUCGAGAAUGGAUAAAUUUAGCAUGUAUGCACACCCUAUAGAUUACAUGGCAGAGAGUGAAUCAUCUGCAGUCGCUGCAACCUGGACACACUCAGAUGAGCAGUGUGGUUGA